This is a messenger RNA of Rotaria socialis, 906 nucleotides long. The record is from the annotation of a GenBank genome assembly. NCBI's taxonomy places the organism in Eukaryota, Metazoa, Rotifera, Eurotatoria, Philodinida, Philodinidae.
AUGCUUUUAAAUUCUAUUUUUCUGUUUAUAAUUCAGAUAAAUUAUUCAUUUUGUUUCUGGAAAAAUUCAAAGAAAACUUUAGAAGACUAUACUAUCGAUAUUUUCUUUACAAAUACUUUGACUAUAAUUCGUUGCAAUCCAUACGAACGCCAUGUGCUACGUGAUAUAACAAUAGAAGCCAUUGGACAUAUUAAAUGUUCUAAUUGGCAGUCAUUUUUACCCGAUGAUCAAAUUGAAUAUAUAACAUUACUUGAAUGGCUCUACACAACUAUAAAAUGUGAUAAGAAAAAACUCAAGAUAAAAGAAGAGAAAACUUAUUUUGAAAUAAAACAUCAAGCGAAAAAAGCAUUUAAAAAGAAUCCAUUAAAGUUGAUACGUGUUGGAUCAGCUGAUUCUAGUGAAUUACAUUGGAAGGAGGAUGAUUUUCAAUUGUAUUUCAAACAUCCACCAAGAAAAUUGUCAAUAAAUAAAACUGAACAAACAGAGGACGAUUUUUUAAUCGACAUUUAUUCGUUUAAAGGUCGACCUAUUCUUUGCCGUGAAAGAUACGUUCCUGCACAACAACCAUGUUCCGAUGAUAAUCAACAUCAAAAUGUUUCAUAUAUUUGUUAUUAUAAAGUUGGUGUUGCAGAACCGCCAACAGUAGCUGAAAUGGAAAAAGAAAUCAAAACAUUACCACAUGACAUUAAUCUUGACGAAAAUUCAAUAGUAGAUCUUUAUAUGAAUAAAAAACCUAAAAAAAAGUCAUCGGGAAAUAUUUUUUUUAUGAUCAUCAUCGGUAGUUCUAUUAUUGUAUUUAUUAUUGUUGGUAUUAGUAUAUAUUGUUGUUGUUGUGGUCAAUCUGAAAAUGAGAAAAAAGUCCAACGUAUCAAUAGUAAUACAUCAACUAUAUCGAAUGCAUCAUAG